AGAAGAAGGGAGGAGGCGGAUUCUGCACGCUGCUGUGCCAAUGCGCAAACACAUCACGGCCGUGGGAUAGGUCUCCAAAAUUGAGGCUGUGCUUGAGACGAUCAUGCGAUUGAUGAUGAGCGGUCAUGCUUGUCUUUCUGUUCGGCGCGAUCGGUGACUCCGAGCUCCGCAAUCCCCUGGGACACUGUUCCGCCUCGAUAGCUCUGCGAUCGGCGUCUCGCCAUUGCUCACAACGAAUGGCUGCCUGUAGCAAGAGAGUGCGGGGGAGGGCUAUCGAAUCCUCCAUUAAACGCUUUGCAUCAGUUUCCCAGCUAGGGACCCUGUGGUGGUGUGCGUAGCGCACCAUGGCCCAGACCCUUCAGAUGGCGAUUCCUAACUUUGGCAACAACGUCCUGGAGUGUCUGAACGAGCAGCGUCUCCAGGGGCUCUACUGCGAUGUCUCCGUGGUCGUCAAGGGACACGCCUUCAAGGCUCACCGUGCCGUGCUUGCGGCUAGCAGCUCUUACUUCCGGGACCUGUUCAGCACUGGGGGAGGCAGCGGCUCCAAGACCCCCACAGUGGUGGAGCUCCCCCCGGCCGUCCAGCCCCAGAGCUUCCAGCAGAUCCUGGCCUUCUGCUACACAGGCCGSCUCAGCAUGACAGUGGGAGACCAGUUCCUCCUCAUGUACACCGCAGGCUUCCUGCAGAUCCAGCAGAUCAUGGAGAAGGGCACAGAGUUCUUCCUCAAGUUUGAGUCACGUUGGAUGGUGGACCAUUCUCGAUAG
Salvelinus sp. IW2-2015 is the source of this 764-nucleotide messenger RNA. The record is from RefSeq and is a predicted model, not a curated record. Lineage: Eukaryota; Metazoa; Chordata; Actinopteri; Salmoniformes; Salmonidae.